UUCCAGUCAAUCCAAACAAGCCGUAAAAGCAUUUUCAAAUUAUUCUAGUCUCUUUUCUCUCCUGUCCUUCCAACUCUCGAGUCCAAACAUCAGUCAACGGCUUUCCCUUGCCUCCUCUUUAGUUGAGCACACACGGACACAGUCCGUAACGUUAAUGGUGGAUUCCCAAUUUCAAAGACUGUAUAAUUUUGCAGGCACAUCACAUGGACAACCUCAAAUCACUACUUCCCAUCAACCUCAAGCGCCUGAUUACAGAAAGCACACCCGAUGAUCUUCCAUUAACAUCUUCCUCACUUCUCGACUUCUUUCUUCACCUACCCCAUUUUAACCAAAUUGUUAGGGAUUUAACAGACCCAGAGACUGGUCUAUGUGGUAAGGACAAGGACGCUGCUCUUGAAUCGAAGCGCAAGGGCAACGAAUGCGUCUCCAAAGGAGAUUACUCCAAGGCUCUCAAUUUGUAUUCCCAGGCACUUCGGGUUGCUCCAACAGAUGCUGAUGACAUGGACAAAAAUCUGGUGGCAACGCUAUAUGUGAAUCGUGCAUCUGUAUCGCAUAAAAUGGGUCUUCUAGUGGAGUGUCUACGAGAUUGCGACCGGGCUCUUGUAAUUUCUCCAAGUUAUGCAAAGGCAUGGUAUAGGAGAGGUAAGGCAAAUGCUUCUUUGGAAAAUUAUGAAGAUGCAAGCCGUGAUUUAAAUGUUGCCAUGAACCUGGAACUGUCUUUGGGUGGAAAGAGACAGAUAGAGAGUGAGCUGAAGUUAAUCUCAGACCAAAAUAAGGGGACAAGCAAUUCAUUGGAUAAAUCUAAUGAGAACAACUUGGUUUUCAGUUUUCCUCAGUCUUCUGUGACAGAUGAGGAACACCAAAUAAAAUUGCAGUGUGUCUCUACGCCAAAUAAAGGGAGGGGUAUGGCCUGUUUGACUGACAUUCCUCGAGCUUCUUUAAUUCAUGUUGAAGAACCUUAUGCUGCGCUAAUUACUCAGUUCUGGACGGAUAUAAUUCUUUCUUGCCUCACUGAUCUGCAGAUCAUAUUGAAGCAGUGUCGGGAAACUCAUUGUCACUUCUGCUUGAAUGAACUACCAGCGGAUACAGUUCCUUGUUCAUCAUGUUCAACACCAUUAUAUUGUUCCCGGCAAUGUCAAAUACAAGCAGGAGGAAAAAAGUUGGGGAAUAAUUCAAAGAAUUAUGGCAUUCACGAGACUUUCUCGGGUGAUCUUGAAAAAUAUAUUUCAGAUAUUACUUCAGCCAAUGUAUGUGAUCCGGUUGAUGAAUGCUUUGCUGAACAUAGACAUGAGUGCCAAGGUGUACAUUGGCCUGCAAUAUUGCCAUCUGACAUAAUUUUGGCUGGUCGAGUUCUAGUGAAGUCCAUAGAGAAACAGAGACAUGUUAAAGAUGCUUCCAAACUCAUAGGAACUUUGGAGCUUUCUCACAAUUAUGUAAACCUUCCUCCAGAAAUCAAAUUGGAGUUACAUAUAUAUUCCAUCAUUUUGUUGUACUGUCUUCAGCAUUGUUACGACACUGAAUUUCCAAUUAGUGGGGUUACUGUUUCACAGUUUGUUAUCCUUCUUUCUCAAAUUAAGGUGAACUCUAUGGCUAUUGUUCGUAUGAAAUAUCUAGAUGUAUAUGGGCCACUGACUCAGUCCGGAAAAUUUUCUCCUGCGGGGGAUGCUUUAACAAGCAACGUGGAACAGGUCAGAGUAGGUCUAGCUAUCUAUUCAGCCGGCUGUUUGUUUAACCAUUCCUGUCAACCAAACAUCCAUGCAUAUUUCCUCUCACGUACUCUCCAUAUACAAUCAACAGAAUUUGUGGCAGCUGGGUACCCACUGGAGCUGUCUUAUGGUCCACAGGUUGGGCAUUGGGACUGUCAAGACCGCCAACAAUUUCUGGAGGAUCAAUACUCAUUCAGAUGUCAGUGCAGUGGCUGUUCAGAAUUGAAUCUAUCUGACCUUGUUUUAAAUGCUUUUCGGUGUGUGAAGCUAAAUUGUUUUGGCGUAGUCUUAGAUAGCUGCAGGGUCAAGUACGAAAACCAGAAAAUCCACCACUUCGUUGGUGUUUGCAGUACGGACCCUUGCAUUCAGGUUGACAAUCUCAAAAAUGAUGAGAUUUAUAAAGUGGCUCACCAUGUGUUUGAAGAAAUCAAUCACACCCAUCAGAUUGAGCCUGGAUAUUGUUUGAAUUGUGGUUCGUAUCGUGAUCUGGAAGCUUCAAGUGCAAGAGUCAAUGAAGCUGAGAUUUAUAUCAGAAGAUUGCAUGAUGCAAUAAUUUCCAAUGAAGUCCCAGCUAAUAAACUUUUAGAUGCUUUGAGAUCUCUUGAUAUGUUGAGAUCAACAUUGCAUGCAUACAACAAGAAAGUUGCACAGGUGGAGGACAAUAUUGCGCAGGCAUUUUGUCUAGUUGGAGAACUACAACCUGCAAUGGACCAUUGUAAAGCAUCAAUUGAGAUCCUUGAAAAGCUCCAUGAUCCUAAUCACAUUGUUAUUGGAAAUGAAUUGGUAAAACUUUCAUCCAUUCAGUUAUGUAUGGGUGACAGUGCGGCCAUGGAGAACAUAAAUCGUGUGGGUUCGAUUUUUUUCCGGUACUAUGGAUCUCACUCCGACAUAAUAUUCCCAUAUCUGCAAUACCUGAAGACAGAAGCUCACAAACUUCUUCAGUAAAGUGUCAUUCUAUGCUUACCGUUCAAGUUAACAAUGCAUUAAGAGCCCUAAUGCAUAAAUCACAUUGUUCGAUCUCCCUAUCCCUAUGGGAGGGAGAAAGAACUACUUUUCCUGAGUCACAAGAUGCAUUCAUCCCAACUGUUGCCGUCUGUUUGGCAUAUUUGCCUUGUAGAGAGAUGGCUAGUAAUGAGCCCAUGGCUUUUAAACAUUGCUGGUGAAGUUGUUCCUCUCACUGAUGCUUAAAGUCAUAAAAAGUAGUUAACAUUUCAGAUGAUUGCAGAUUUGUAUAUUGAUUUAUUUAUUUAUUAUUAUUAUUUUAAUUUUUGGUUCUUCA
This is a messenger RNA of Cornus florida, 2985 nucleotides long. RefSeq lists its product as uncharacterized. NCBI's taxonomy places the organism in Eukaryota, Viridiplantae, Streptophyta, Magnoliopsida, Cornales, Cornaceae. The transcript has 15 exons. Bases 204 to 2651 code for a protein of 815 amino acids. Gene Ontology annotation, molecular function: protein binding. The record is from RefSeq and is a predicted model, not a curated record.